CUCUUCUCUUCUUGCAACAAUUUAUCUGCGAGAAACAGCGAAGUACACUGAAACAUGGCUGACUCGAGUGGAAAACAGGCUGAUAGCAUCAACCAUGCUACAGAAGCCAAGAUACACGAAGUUGCACGAUCCAAGAAUGAAGGCAAGGAGCUAACCAAAGAAGAAAAGCAACGCCUUAGGAAAGAGAAGAAACAACAGAAAAAGAACAAGAAAGAUGAAAAGGGUCCUCCAGAAAAGGAUAAAGAGAAACCGUCAGCUCCAGCUCCAUCAAAACCAGUCACACAGAGCCCAUCGCGUAAAGUGGCCCCGGUGCCUGUAAAUGCAUCUGUUCCGGAACCUCCUGCGGCUGCAGAGAAGUCCGCAAAGACCAAAGCAGAGAUGAAAGCAGAGCGACGGGCUCGGCAAGACGUAGAACGGGCAUCAAAACAGGGCAAGAAAGAAGGAGGCCAGACAUCCUCCAGCAAGCCUAAAGCCUCCCCCAGCGAGCUUCAACCAGUUGUGAAAAGGUUACCGGAGCAUAUUCAAGUGGACGACCCAGCUGCAUUAAAGAAGUUGGCUAAAAAGCUUGAGAGACAGCAGGUUCCUUUGAGGUUGGAUUAUGGCUACAAGGUCAGCCUAUUUUCCCAUCUACACCAAUAUAGCCGAAAAGCCCCUCCUACCCAACAAAUAAGCAUCCCUGCCACAGUUAUUCACCCAUCCAUUGUUCGCUUGGGCCUGCAGUACUCUCAGGGUAUCAUAGCAGGAUCCAAUGCUCGAUCUGUGGCCCUAUUACAUGCUUUCAAACAGGUUAUCCAAGACUAUAGCACACCUCCAAAUGAGGAGUUAUCAAGGGACCUUGUGAAUAAGUUGUCACCCUAUAUCAGUUUUCUCAGCCAGUGUCGCCCCCUAUCUGCAAGCAUGGGCAAUGCAAUCAAGUACAUCAAGAAGGAAAUUUCAAAUAUUCCCAGUCAAUGCAAAGAAGAAGAGGCAAAACAUAAUCUCCAGAUAUGUAUUGAUAAUUACAUAAAUGAGAAGAUCACUUUGGCUUCUCAAGCCAUUUCUAAGUGUGCUAUUGAGAAGAUAAGUAACGGAGAUGUUAUUCUUGUUUACGGAUGCUCUUCACUUGUCAAUCACAUUUUGUGCGACGCUUUUGAAAAGCAGAGGAAGUUCAGAGUUAUUGUUGUGGACAGUCGGCCCAGGCUGGAGGGCAGAGAGGCACUGAGACGUCUGGUGAAGAGAGGCAUCCAGUGCACAUAUGUGCUUAUAUCAGCCUUGUCCUACAUCCUGCCUGAAGUAUCCAAGGUAUUCCUUGGUGCCCACGCACUCCUUGCCAACGGAUAUGUGAUGUCACGUGUGGGAACUUCCCAAAUCGCCCUGGUAGCGAAAGCCUACAAUGUUCCAGUCUUGGUCUGCUGUGAGACUUACAAGUUCUGUGAACGAGUGCAGACUGAUUCAUUUGUAUCCAAUGAAUUAGAUGACCCUGAUGACCUGAUUGUGACCCGAAAUGGAAAGACCCAGCUAAAGGACUGGCAGACUGUUAAAUCUUUGGGCCUUCUGAAUUUGGUGUAUGAUGUGACACCUCCAGACUUUGUGGAUCUAGUGAUCACUGACCUAGGCAUGAUCCCCUGCACCUCUGUGCCUGUGGUACUUCGAGUCAAGAACGUAGAUCAGUGAAGAUCAGACAAGCAGAUGAAUCCGGUUCUCCUUUGCUUUUGCAUCUGCAUACAGGGAUAUUGGUAUGAAAUAAAUACCUCUAAGAAAUGGGAUAAGUCGAUGUCCUCACUGGCAGGAUCCAAAAAAAUGUUGAAACAUAUCCAAUAAUCCAAUUCCAUUUAAAAAAGACUUUUCGAUUCUGUUUCCUUCUGUGAGGUAAAAGAAUUGUAAAUGAGAUCCAAAAUAUCGCAAUUCAUUUUUGUUCUUUUGCAAAGUCAAAUGAACUAUUCAAAAAAACAUCUGUGUUAAACAUUCAUUAAAUUUAUGUUCGGCCCAUUGGGAGGCAUACACUUUUUUUUAAAGAUCUACACCAUUUUGGUUAUUAACUGUUGCUGCAAUUGGUUCAUAGAUAAAAAGAAGUAAAGUAAGGGUUGAAAGUAUGUUAAAAUGCAGGUGCAAUUGUGGCUAAGACCAUUCAUAGGCUUAAUAUGUUGCAUAACGGGAUUUGUUUAUAAUAUUAUCAAAACCCUGGAAAUGCUACAGAAAAAUAAAUGGUUUGGAUAAAACA
Triplophysa dalaica is the source of this 2200-nucleotide messenger RNA. It is a transcript of the gene eif2b4, whose product is annotated as eukaryotic translation initiation factor 2B, subunit 4 delta. Bases 55 to 1653 code for a protein of 532 amino acids. NCBI's taxonomy places the organism in Eukaryota, Metazoa, Chordata, Actinopteri, Cypriniformes, Nemacheilidae. The transcript has 13 exons. The record is from RefSeq and is a predicted model, not a curated record.